Messenger RNA from Empidonax traillii (willow flycatcher), 4915 nucleotides. Its product is annotated as sodium channel protein type 5 subunit alpha-like. The record is from RefSeq and is a predicted model, not a curated record. Gene Ontology annotation, molecular function: voltage-gated sodium channel activity; protein binding. The annotation marks the transcript as partial. Lineage: Eukaryota; Metazoa; Chordata; Aves; Passeriformes; Tyrannidae. The transcript has 19 exons. Gene Ontology annotation, biological process: membrane depolarization during action potential; sodium ion transmembrane transport; neuronal action potential. Gene Ontology annotation, cellular component: axon; voltage-gated sodium channel complex; plasma membrane.
CUCAAUCUCAUUAAUAUUUUUAUUUCUAUACCUUUAAUAUAUUCUUUCCUCCUCAGAAUUGCUUUUACUGCCAUAUAUACUACUGAAAUAUUGAUAAAAAUAGUGGCAACAGGAUUUGUUUGGAAUGAAUUUACCUUUCUUCGAGAUCCAUGGAACUGCUUGGAUCUUUCUGUUAUUAUUGUAAUGUAUAUUACCAUGUUUCAAAAUAUAGGCAAUGUUUCAGCUCUUCGAACUUUCAGAGUACUGAGGACUUUGAAAGCCAUUUCAGUAAUACCAGUCAUCUUUUUCUGCUCAGUUUAUCUCUUCAAUCUGAUCUUGGCUGUGGUAACAAUGGCAUAUGAAGAGCAAAACAGAGCUAGUCUUGCUGAAACAGAGGCCAAGAGAAAACUACUUCAGGAUGCCCAACAAAUUAUAGAGAAAGAACAGGAGCUGGCUGCAGGAGAAAGCAGUAAGGCCUUGCAGGUUGGAUCUGAAAUGCCAGUUGCUGACUUGAAGAAUUCAAAAGGAAGAGAGAGUAAUAAGGAAACACCUAUUUUAAGACAAAACCUAAUUUUUGUUGAUCAGAAGAAAGAGGAGGAAAUAUUUCAUUCACAGCCUGGUCACUGCCACAAAAAGCUUAGGCAGAUCCUGCUGUCCUAUGAUGUGUCAGUGGACUCUAUUAAUGAUCCUUUGCGAAGACACAGGUUAAUGAGUGCAGCCACUAUUCUUACAGAUAAUUCGGGGUCAAAAGUGAGAUGUCCUGCAUUGUGGAAACGUUUUGUUAAAAAGUGCUUAAUUUGGAAUUGUUGUCCAUUCUGGAGAGCAGUCAAAGAGAAGGUGAAGUUGGUGAUUUUGGAUCCAUUUGUUGAUCUCUUUAUCACGUUUUGCAUUAUCUUGAAUACCUUAUUUAUGGCUAUGGAGCACCCUGGCAUGUUACCAGAAACCAGAAAACUGAUUACUAUAAGUGAUGAGGUCUUCACCCUGAUUUUUGCACUAGAAAUGAUCUUAAAAAUCAUUGCUCUAGAUCCCUACUACUAUUUUCAGAACAAGUGGAAUGUUUUUGAUAGUUUGGUUGUUUUGAUUGGCCUACUGAGCUUUGGGACCAAUCUGUCACCUUUCAGGCUGAUCAGGAUCUUCAAAUUGGCAAAGUCCUGGCCAGCCUUGAAUACUCUUAUGAAAAUAAUUCUGAACUCAUUUGGUGCUCUGAGUAACCUCACUCUGGUUUUGGCUAUCACUGUAUUUAUUUUUGCUGUAGUAGGAAUGCAGUUUUUGGGCAGUGAUUAUGAAAAAAAAUUCCAUAAAAUAAGCACCAGUAAAAAUUUACGCUGGCAUAUGAAGGAUUUCAAUCAUUCAAUCCUGAUUAUAUUCCGAAUAUUAUGUGGAGAAUGGAUUGAAAUGAUGUGGGAAUGUAUGGAAGUGGCUGGAAAACAGAAAUGUAUUACCAUUUUCUUGCUAGUCCUGGUGAUAGGAAACCUGGUGGUGCUCAACUUGUUCAUUGCCUUGCUGCUGAGUUCCUUCAAUACUGACGCCUCAGGGGGACAAGAGGAACCUGGAGAAGGGACUAAAUGUCAGAUUGCCCUUGCACGGAUUUACAAGGGCCUGAAGUCUGUGAAAGACAGAAUUCUGGAUCCUCGUGGCAGAAAACUGAAAGGAAGCCUCAAAAAGACAGACAAAAAGCAGACUUUGGUAGAAAUUUCUGGCAAAAACCUAGAGGGUAAUAAUUAUGCCAUGACAGAUGUCAGAAAAUAUAUAGACAACAAUGGCUUUGACACAGAGUGUUACCAUAAUGGAGAGAAUUCCUCAAUAAUCAGGAAAUAUAAAGAUCUUUUAAGCAGUCACAGUACCUGUGUUCCCAUUGCAGCAACAGAGAUUUACAGAGACCAAAGUGAUGAUGAGCACAUUGUAUUCACAGAAAUAGAACAGAGAAAGCAGAAAUGUGGUGCUGCUUGUAGCUUUUCUGAAGCCCGCACUGUGGAUCCAGCUGUUGGUCUGGAGAUGGUUUCCCAGACUAAAAACUCACACCUGCCGAAGGACUGUUUUGGAGAAAAUUGUGGUAAAUGUUUCCCAUGUUGUGUAGUGGAUAUCACUAAGUUUCCAGGCAGAACUUGGUGGAACUUCAGGAAAACCUGCUACAGAAUUGUUAAUCACAGCGGAUUUGAAUAUUUUAUGAUUUUUGUGAUAGUAUUGAGCAGUGCAGCACUGGCAUUUGAAGAUAUUCACCUGAAGAAUAGAAAAACAGUGAAAAUGAUCCUAGAUUAUGCUGAUAAAAUAUUUACCUACAUCUUUUUGAUGGAGAUGCUUCUGAAAUGGGUAGCUUAUGGAUUGCACAGUUACUUCACAAAUUGCUGGUGUUUGCUUGACUUUGUCAUUGUAUGUCUGUCAUUUGCUUCCUGGGGACUAAAUCCUGAAACUGAAGACAAGGCACGUUGUUCCUCUGGGAGUGGCCUGAAAUCUCUCAGGACUCUUAAAGCAUUGAGGCCUCUACGAGCUUUGUCAAGAUUUGAAGGGAUAAAGGUUGUUGUCAAUGCACUCCUCGGAGCUAUCCCCUCAAUCUUCAACGUUUUGCUCGUCUGCGUUGUCUUUUGGCUCCUAUUUAACAUUCUAGGAGUAAAAUGGCUUGGGAAAAGAUUUUCAAAAUGCAUACUCCAGGAAGGAAAUAUCAGUCUCAUUAAUAACAAAACUGAUUGUUAUUCCUAUGGUGGAAAUUGGACAAAUUAUCCUGUAAACUUUGAUAAUGUUGGGAUGGGAUACUUGGCUCUCCUCCAAGUGGCAACUUUUAAAGGUUGGAUGGAUAUUAUGUAUGCUGCAGUGGAUUCACGUGAGAUCAAUGAACAACCAGAGUUUGAAGCAAGCUUGUACAUGUACACAUACUUUGUGGUUUUCAUUAUUUUUGGAUCUUUCUUCAUGUUGAACCUUUUUAUUGGAGUGGUUAUCAGCAAUUUUAACCAACAAAGGAAAAAGAUAAGUGGAAAAGAUCUAUUUCUGACUGAGGAACAGAAAAAGUACUAUAAUGCCUUAAAAAAGCUUGGAUCCAAGAAACCUCAAAAACCCAUCCCAAGACCAUCGAAUGCAUUCCUGGGAUUGCUGUUUGAUAUCGUAGAGCACAAAGCAUUUGACAUCGUCGUUGUGAUUUUGAUCUGCCUAAACAUGGUUGUUAUGAUGGCAGAAAAUAACCAGGAUGACACCAAGAAAGUUCUUAAUAAAAUUAAUUAUUUUUUUGUGGCUAUAUUUACUGCGGAAUGUGUCAUGAAAAUACUGGCCUUAAGACAGCACUACUUCAAAAGCGGCUGGAACUUAUUUGAUUUUAGUGUUGUGGUCCUUUCAAUAGUCAGUAUUGGAGUUUCUGAGGUUUUCCAAAGAUUCUUCUCUCCUACACUUUUGAGAACCAUUCGCUUGGCACGAAUUGGCCGAAUCCUGAGACUGGUUCGAAGAGCGAGAGGAAUUCGAACCCUUCUGUUUGCAUUACUGAUGUCUCUUCCUGCACUGGUCAACAUUGGCCUUUUGCUUUUCCUGAUUAUGUUCAUUUAUGCCAUUGUGGGCAUGGCAAACUUUGCCUGUCUUCCCUGGAAAAGCGGGAUUGAUGACAUUUUCAACUUCCAAACCUUUUCUGGUAGCAUUCUCUGUCUCUUCCAAAUUACAACAUCAGCUGGCUGGGAUACUCUUCUGGCCCCUUUGUUAAGUGAAUCUGGUACAUGUGCUCCCAACUUAGGUUUAAAAGACAAGGAUAAAAUUAAUUGCACAAACACAGCAUAUGGUAUUUUCUAUUUUGUAAGCUAUGUCAUUAUAUCAUUUCUCAUUGUUGUAAAUAUGUACAUAGCUGUCAUUUUAGAGAACUUCAAUGUUGCCACUGAAGAAAGCACAGAUCCUCUUUGUGAGGAUGACUUUGAUAUGUUUUAUGAAACAUGGGGAAAAUUCGAUCCUCUGGCAACAGAGUUUAUUGACUAUUCUGCCCUUUCAGACUUUGCAGAUGCUCUGGCAGAACCCUUGCGCAUUCCAAAGCCUAAUAACAUCCAGCUCAUAUCCAUGGACCUCCCUCUAGUGAGUGGAGAUAAGAUCCACCACUUGGAUAUCUUGCGUGCUUUCACUAAAAGGGUCUUGGGAGAAUUUGGAGAUUUGGAUAGUCUUGAAUUACACAUGGAAGAAAAAUUUGUGAUUGCCAAUCCAUCUAAAAUUUUUCAGAAGCCAAUUUCUUCCACUCUUAAAAGAAAACAAGAGGAGGUAUCAGCAGUUAUUAUCCAAAGGGCCUUCAGGAGGUAUUUGUUACAGCGUUCUUUCAAAAAUACAUCUUUCUUUCGCCGUCGCAGACAUAACAGUGCUGUCUAUGGAGAAGAAGCACGGGAGAAGCAAAGGCUUAUUGUAUCAAUGUUUAAUGAAAGUAGUGGCAGGAAGAUACAUAAACCACGGUCUGUUUCUUCCACAUCUCUCCCUUGACUUUAUGAUGCUAUUGGACCAUUAUAAGCUGGACACAUAAAGUUUCCCCAGGCUGCAGCAUUUUUGACAUGUAAACCAAAGUCACUUAUUUUCCAAUGGAGGCCAUGUGUGAAUCCCAGAGCAUAAUGCUCUAAAUUUAGAAUAAUGAUGGCAGCCUUCAAGUAUUCUGAUUGUUCAAAUUUGCAGAUUCUCCCCAAAAACAAUUAAGAUCUGAGCAACUAUGUCAUAAAUGUUGGAGGAAAAUCAAACCAUAUAACUUUUUUCUCAGCUACUAGAGUAGGUGGGUUCAUUUUCUCAACUGCCAGUUUUGUCCUAGUUCAUGUGUUUACGGAGAAAAUCUGUAAAAGGUCAGUUGUAAGCACAGAUUUAUAAACACACAAGGCUCUAGAAUAUUUUAUAUCUCUUUAGAGAUAAACAAUAUUUCCAACCAGGCUUUAUUGUGUCAAAAAUAAAUAAUUACUGCACUUCUGUAAAAGAGCUCAUUCAGAACAGUUGAGUAUAGUCA